Molecule: messenger RNA, 1294 nt
Organism: Sus scrofa (pig)
Lineage: Eukaryota; Metazoa; Chordata; Mammalia; Artiodactyla; Suidae
Gene: FAAP24
Product: FA core complex associated protein 24
Biological process (GO): interstrand cross-link repair
Cellular component (GO): Fanconi anaemia nuclear complex
Molecular function (GO): chromatin binding
Source: RefSeq, a predicted model, not a curated record
UGGCGCGCAGACUGCAGGUACUGUCAAAAGGAGACCCUGAGCUGGGGUCAAGGUGGGGCUCCUGGCGGCUCGGCCCCCGCCCUAGACUGGACUGAGGAGCCAAGUCAAGGACCGAGCGGAGGUGUUAAGGGCCAGACAGAUCGAGGCCGGCGAUGGAAGGGAACGCCCCGGAUGGCACCGGCCCCGUGCACGUCCCAUUUGGGCACAUUGUGGCCAAUGAGAAAUGGCGUGGGUCGCAGCUGGCACAGGGAAUGCAAGGGAAAAUUAAACUCAUCUUUGAGGAUGGCCUGACACCGGUAGAUUUUUACUUACCUAGCAGAUCCUGCAUUCUUUAUAUCACCGAAGCUGAUUUAGUGGCAGGAAAUGGCUACAGAAAGAGACUUGUCCGAGUUAGAAAUUCCACUAAACUUCAAGCAAUCGUAGUAGUUGAAAAAACGCAGAUGAGUGAACAGUACUUUCCAGCUGCACAGAAAUUUACUGUCCUGGAUCUUGGGAUGGUGUUGCUUCCAGUGGCCAACCAGAUAGAAGCGGCCUGCCUCAUUACCCAGUUAGUUCAAGAACAAACCAAAGAGCCCAGCAAGAACCCUGUUCUCAGGAGGAAGCGGGCUGUGAUCUCUGAGCCAGCCCUCCUUCGAACUGUGCAACGGAUCCCAGGAGUUGGAAAAGUGAAGGCUCCCCUCCUGCUCCAGAGGUUUCCAAGUAUCCAGCAGCUCAGCAAUGCUUCCGUCCAGGAACUGGAGCCAGUGGUCGGACAGGCAGUGGCACGGCACGUCCAUGCCUUCUUCACCCAGCCCAGGUGACCACUCGUCUCAAAGCACCUCCUUUACACCGUGGACCAGACGGCAGGAUCUGGCUUUUGCUUUAAGGACAAAAAAAAAAAAGAUUUCCUCCCACAGCAACGAGGGAAAGAUGAGGUACAGCCUGUGUGGAACCUGCCUGUUGUCUUGUCCUGCCCUGCUUUCUGAACUCAGACAUUUCAGUUCGUGGGCCCCGAAGGGCCCUAGGGCCCUGCCCUCACCUGCCAGCAUGCAGAGCGCUGGUGGGCAUCUUCCUAAGGGCUUAAAUAUGGACCCUCAAAUUCUGCAAAAAGCCAGCCUGGGCAGAUUUUAAUGUGUGAUCUUGACCUGUAGGGAUCAUGGAAGGUGAUGGUGUCUAAAGGAAACAAACCUACAAUGAAGCACUGUGUACCCUAAGCCCCUUGUUCCUGCUGGCGGAGCCACCGUUCUUCAGGUCCAGCCUGAAUGCACCUGUGCUUUGUGGGUGGCUGCCAGUGUAAAUAAACAAUUGUACUGCC